AUGUCUCCAACAGUCGAGACCCAGCUCAUUACCAUCCCGCGAGCGACAUACCGGUCCAGCAUUCCAUUUUUACUAGCUGAAUCUCGCCUUCGCUCAACCAUCCAGGUUAAGCCGCAAAGUCCACCAACUAACCGACGUUGGACCCUCAAAGCCACCGGUGUUUCCCACCCAAGAAGCGUUUGCCAAAUACACACCGAAUCACGCAUUGGGCCGCACGAGUUUAUGCACUUCACCGAGUUCGACCAUGGUACAUGGCUAAAAGCCUAUUACCCGAUAUCACAAGGGUGACCGGCUACGAUAUUAGACCCAGAAAUGUGCGUAGCAUCAGAUUUAUACUGGGCAAUCCUUUUGUUGCCCAGACAAUACUCAGGCAUGAUCUGGACGCAGGGUUAUCCGUUCCCGUGGAGCUUUUGCUCUCCGAAGAGGUGGAU
Exophiala aquamarina CBS 119918 is the source of this 431-nucleotide messenger RNA. RefSeq lists its product as uncharacterized. The coding region runs from base 1 to 288 and encodes 95 amino acids. The transcript has a single exon. The record is from RefSeq and is a predicted model, not a curated record. Lineage: Eukaryota; Fungi; Ascomycota; Eurotiomycetes; Chaetothyriales; Herpotrichiellaceae.